Molecule: messenger RNA, 2921 nt
Organism: Hydractinia symbiolongicarpus
Lineage: Eukaryota; Metazoa; Cnidaria; Hydrozoa; Anthoathecata; Hydractiniidae
Product: glutamate receptor ionotropic, NMDA 3A-like
Exons: 6
Coding region: 572-2815 (747 amino acids)
Cellular component (GO): plasma membrane
Molecular function (GO): glutamate-gated receptor activity
Source: RefSeq, a predicted model, not a curated record
UAUUUUCUGUCAGAUUUUUUUUGAUAGGUUGGCGUAUUCUUACCGAAACUAAUUAGAUAGAAAGUACUGUUACUAUGGAUACUAUAAUGUUACUAUGGAUACUAUGCCCGUCAAGGAAGUUGUUGAUUAAAUGUAAUAGGCGUCCAAUUUUAAUUCAACUAUACGUCCAAUUUUCUCCAUGACCUUGCGUUUGUUUUGUUUUUGUUUUGUUUUAUUCUUAAAAUAAAAGAAGAAUCGUUUGUUUUUGCGCCUAUACUUCUGUUCUUUAAUUAUCAUUGUUAUUAUUGUUUUAAUUUAUUUUAUUAAUUUAUAUCUUUUGUUAAAUUUUAUUUCAUUUUUGGUGUUUUUAACUACACAGUCUAUUUCUUUCAAAACAUAUUUCAAUAGAAAUAUGUUUUGCGCAAAAAAGGUAAAAGUAUUCUAAAAGAAAAAUCGAAGUUGGAAAGAUUAAAGAUAAUAUUUGUAAAAAAAGAAGAUGGACUUAAGACCUCAAUUUAGCAAAACGUUUAGGAAACCUGAUAUACUAUGGACGACAGAUGAGAAAUAGUACAGACUUGAUAAAAAAGGAGUUAUGCUCAGCUGUGAUGAUUUCGCGUUGAGCCAGUUUAUUAUAGUCAUUUUACUGAAGAACUGGAGUCAACAAACAUAUGCUUCACAUGGUAGCUUUUCAACUUCAAGCCGUGACUUUUAUACAGCAGAAAACAUGCUAGAUAUAUGUUCCAUCCAUUCGGGAUCACUGUUUGAAAUUGCUAAAUGUUAUUGUGAUUCUGUAAGUAGGAAUCAAACAUUGUCCUCGCAAAGUCUGAAUCAAAGAUUGCAGCCCAAUACGAAAAGGUUGUUAGUGUCCAUGAUACGGACGGAAACUAUUUUGCCGCAUCGCACUGAUAAGAAACAAACAUUUAAAAUCCAAGGAGCUUUGAUGAAUCAGUUCAAACGACACCACUCACUGCUUAUCACUUACAAAAAGCAUAAGAAUCAUGCAGAGUCGAUCAACAACAUUCCCUCUCCAACAUGGUCGCAUACCCUCUAUCUACCUGAACGUUUUGGCAUUGCAUUUGUGAAAACGCAACUCUUGUACCUCCUCUCCACUGACAUUCGUGUCGUAUCGCUGAUCUGCUCUGUUGAUUGUACUUUCUUAGUCUUAAAAGCUGCCGCAGAAGUAGGUUUUCUUGCUUCUAAAUACAUGUGGCUUGUAGACUAUGUGGAAAUUGAUUACCUUUUGGGUAAGUUACCAGGACAUGUUAUUUUCAUUUCAAAUAGAAACAAAGAAAAUAACUACGCUGCAAAACGGAAUGACUUAUUACACUGCAGAAAUUUGGACGGAAAUUAUUCUACCCUUCGAUAUAAUUCCAGUCACAGUAUGUUGAUGGAUAUUGGUGGGCGAUGGAUAUACAAGCGAAUAGACAACAAAUUAGAAAUUAUCGCCACUUAUCAUGAAGACAUAAUAAAGUUUAACUCUGAAGGAAAAAAGAUGAAAAGUCAAUUCCUAAGAAUAGAUGAACUGCUUCGGCGUAAUAUCAGGGUAGUGACAGUGAUUGAUGGUCCUUUUACACUCCUCCAUGAGGACUCACAUGAUAUCAUAGAUUUUGAUGAGAUGAAAUGCAGUUCUGGCAAAUUAUGUUGGCGAAACGAAUCACGGAACAAUACAACAGCACGUGUGCCAUACUGUUGUUAUGGAUAUUGCAUUGACCUUAUUCAGCACUUGGAAGAUGAUUUGAGUUUGAUACCCGAUAUAUACAUCGUGGAAGAUUCUACCUAUGGUCAAAUUGUGAAUGGGUCAUGGGUAGGCAUGGUGGGUGAUAUUGUUAGAGGAAAAGCUGAUUUAAUUUUAGCAAGCUUAUCCAUGAACACAAAAAGAGGGGAAUAUAUUGAUUUCUCACACCCAUACUUAACGGGGGGUGUUGCGUUCAUUGUUAUGGAGAAGCGCAGCAGCAUUGCUUUCUUUAACUUUGACUCUUUUGCUCCUUUAUCGAAUUUAUUAUGGGUAAUCACAUUCGUUGUUGCAUUUUUGGCUAGCUUUGUUUUGGUUGCCAUCGAAAGGAAAGGUUACACUCUUAAAAAAACCGUGUAUCCGUGGUCUGAAAGCAUAACCUAUCUAGCUGGAUUGGUAUUCCAAAAAGACAUUGCAGGUGCAAAUCCUAAACGUUUGACGACUAGAAUUCUUUCGAUUUUGUUGGCAAUAUCAAUGAUGAUUAUAAUGUCCGCUUACACAGCAGUUUUAACUGCAAAUAAAGUCACUUAUGAAAGUAAGCUACCUAUUACAGGGAUACACGACAAAAAGGUUACUAAUCCAUCACACAAGUUCAAAUUUGGAACGUUAAAGAACUCAUUAUAUUCACAAAUGUUCGUUGAUAGUACAGAUCCCACAUGGAGUCGGAUCGGAGCCUUUAUGAAACACUAUAACUACAUUGAUUCCGAAGCAGCAUUUGCCAAGCUUAGAUCAGGGGAACUGGACGCUAUUUUUCAUUCAAUAUAUGGUUCUUUGCAUUACAUGAGCGAGGAUUGCAGGUUAAAAGUUGCAGGUGAAAUCAUCCCUGAAUCUGGUUUUAGCCUCGGUGUACAAAAAAAUUCACAUUUGACUAAUAUUAUCUCGGAAACCAUCCAAAGGUAUAACGACGAUGGAAUAUUGAAAAAAAUUAAUGAGAAAUGGUUUCCCGACAAGUGUACUGACGUGUUAUACGGAAAAAAUGACAAUGUUGUUGAGUUUAGUAUUAAUUACUUUGGAGGAUUGUUUUUGGUUUUGAUGUUUUGGUUUGUGUUAUCGUGCAUCGUGUUUCUGUUGGAGAUGGCUGUCAUGAAAUAUAAAUCGCAUUGAAAAAAUGUUUUUUAAAUGAAUAGUGAUUUUUAUUUCAGUGUCGGUAUUCUUAACUUGUUGACAAAUAAUAACCUCGUAUAUUCUUAAUACAUUCUCAGUAUGACUA